Molecule: messenger RNA, 3687 nt
Organism: Hyla sarda
Lineage: Eukaryota; Metazoa; Chordata; Amphibia; Anura; Hylidae
Product: zinc finger protein OZF-like
Exons: 5
Coding region: 256-2406 (716 amino acids)
Biological process (GO): G protein-coupled receptor signaling pathway; regulation of transcription by RNA polymerase II
Cellular component (GO): membrane
Molecular function (GO): DNA-binding transcription factor activity, RNA polymerase II-specific; G protein-coupled receptor activity; RNA polymerase II cis-regulatory region sequence-specific DNA binding
Source: RefSeq, a predicted model, not a curated record
CAGUGACUGCAGACCAGGACCUGCUCCGUAUAUACUACAUGAGGAGGUGUAGGACCUGUGAAGAUGUCACAAUCAUGUGACCAGUACAUGUGAGGCGGAGCUCUUCCCGGUAGAAGAGGUUUUUGCUAAAGGACCUGCGCGGAUGAUCAUGUGACUGGAUUGGGUGGACCUUAGGAGCAUAGAAGAGCUUUUAGGCUAAAGGACCUGUUAGAGCCAUCAGCUGACCCAGUUCUCUCCUCUUCUCCUGAAUGAAGGAUGGAGGAGGACAGGAAUGAGAAGACUAAGAGGAUAUUACACUUCAUCUUGGAGAUCCUCCACCUGCUGACUGGAGAGAUCAGCUAUGGAGCCACCGACCACUCACUAUCUGAUAGACGCAUCUAUCCACAUGUUUUCCGCACAGUCCAAAGUCACCACGUCCACAAUAUGGUAAUAACCAAACUAUUGAAGCGCUUUGGCUGGACCUGGGUUGGGAUUUUAGUAUCGGAUGAUGAUGCGGGAGAGAAUGAACUACAGAUACUAACAAAGUACAUGAGAGAGCACGGGAUCUGUGUCGCCUUCACCAUAACACUAUCAGAGAAAAAUGUCCUCAAUAAUGAGCAGACUUCCCAAAACUUACAGAAUCCACAAGUCAGUGUCAUUAUAGUAUGUGGGACCUACUCAGAUUAUGGAAAGUAUGUACUACUACUUGUUUCUGAUUUUGAAAUUUUAAACAAAACUCUCAUCCUCCCUCCAUCCUGGGCUUUCAGUCGCAUCACUGCAGAAUACCCAUAUCUAGCAUUAAAUGGAAGUUUCGCAGUGGACUUCUUACAACCUUUUCUUGGAGUGGAAAAUUUUGUGGAAAACUACAGAAAACUUCCCAAUAUCUACAAUGAUGAGAUAUUCUGGAUACAAUUAGAUAUAAUAGCUAGAAAUGAGGAUAACGUUUCCUUCAUUACAUAUACUAUUACUGAUGAAAUAUUUAACAAAAGUAUAAAUGAUACUUUGCCAAGCCUGAGGACUUACCUCUCCUCGGGGGUCUCUUCAAGCUUGUAUUCUGCAGUACAAAUUCUGGCAAAAGCUCUACAUGAAAUGUUAUUAUAUAUAAAAGACAAAUAUCAAGGAAAUCCAAUAACUGGACUUAUACAACACAGACGGAAGUUACAGCGCUAUAUACAGACGAUGAAGAGUUCACUGGAUCCAAUGAGACCUUCAUAUUACUUUUCUGACCAAGGAGAAGCCGUACAUCCAUAUAAGAUAAUACAGUGGAUAUAUAGAAAUGAGACCACACAUAUGGAUGUACAAAUGGUCGAAGUGGGAAAUUUUACACCUUGGGCGAUCAGUGGUCAAGAGCUUUACAUGAAUCCCCAGUCUAUAACCUGGAAGGACACACAGAAGGUCCCAGUAUCCCGAUGCUCAGACCCUUGUUUACCUGGAAGCCGGAAAAAAGCAAGACCAACAAUCCAUACCUGCUGCUAUGACUGCGUCCUAUGUUCUGAGGGAGAGAUAUCCAAUAUGACUGACUCUGACAUCUGCUUUAAAUGCCCAAGUGAUGAAUGGCCAAAUGAGAAGAGAGACCAAUGCCUGCCCAAAGUCAUGGAUUUCAUCUCUUACCAGAAUGACACAAUGGCUUCUGUAUUCUCCUGUGUCUCCAUCUUCGGAUGUAUUGUGACUGGCUCCAUAUUUGGAAUAUUUAUUUUCUACCGGGACACUCCUAUUGUUAAAGCUAAUAACAGGAACCUGAGUUAUCUCCUCCUGGUCUCCAUCCUCCUCAGCUUCCUCUCUGUCUUCUUAUUUCUUGGUCGUCCCAGUGAUGUCACUUGUAGAUUAUGUGAAACCAGUUUUGGAGUCUUCUUCUCAGUAGCCAUCUCUUCCCUUCUUGCCAAGACUGUUAUGGUUUGUGUUGCUUUUAAGUCUGCAAAGCCAGGAAGCCCCUGGAGAAAAUGGCUGAGUGUGAAGCUGCCCUAUACCAUAGUGAUGUUGUGUUUAUCCUUUCAAGUUGUACUCUGUGUUAUCUGGUUGUCUAUCUCUCCCCCAUUCCAGGACCUGGACACUCAGUCUUAUCCUGGGAAGAUCAUCAUUCAGUGUAAUACAGGGUCAGGUAUCUGGUUCUACUCCAUGUUGGGUUAUCUGGGGUUCCUGGCAGUGGUGAGCUUUGUUCUGGCUUUCAUGGUGAGGACAUUACCGGACACUUUCAAUGAGGCCAAGUACAUCACCUUCAGCAUGCUGCUGUUCUGCAGUGUCUGGAUCGCCAUGAUCCCGGCUUAUCUGAGCACCCGAGGGAAAUCCAUGGUGGCUGUGGAGAUCUUUGCAGUGAUUGCGUCCAGUGCUGGACUUUUAGGGUGUGUGUUUUUCCCAAAAUGUUUUAUUAUUUUAUUUAAAUCUAAAAUGAAUAGGAAAACUAACCUGCUGGGGAAUAGGAAGCAAUGACUGUAAAAUCUAAAGUCUUACAGUAAACAUAGACUGAACAUUACACAUGUAGAUAAAAAAAGGCACCUGAAAAGGGCCAAAAGGCACCUGAAAAGUUCCAGUUACAAUGUCCUCUUUCGCCGGAGCUACUUUGGAACCGAAAGUGAUCCCGGCGGACAACUAGACGUUAAUCAGGUUGUUACCAAGGAACUAGUAAAACCAGUUUUGCAUCCUGACGAAGCAAGGUUGCCAUGGGGUAUAGCAGGGAGGUGAGGAACCUCAUAGCCACACCCCCCCCCUAGACCGGUAGGAGGGACACCCAGUAGGGCUACCACACCCUACCAAAUCCUUGUGAACGAACAGAACUCAAAACGUGGACACAGUGCUAUAGACAACAGUGUGUAAAUCAUUAUGUGGACACAGUCUGAUAUAUAUAUAUAAAUUCCAUGGAACAUGCAGUGCUAUGGAGAAAAUUUUUUAUAUCACCACAUGAAUACAGGACAGGGGAUAACUUCACAGUGUAGCACCUACCGACCUAUAAAAAGUUUCUAGAAUUUGACCUACUUUAUGCUGCCCAAAUCACGGGCAACGUGAAAGAGGUGCAGGACCCAGGUAACUAGUCACUUGGUGGUUCAUGGUGGCUGUUCUCCGCCUAUACACAGAUAGGGAGAGACACGCCUCUAAGGGCUGGCUGACCAAGAAAUUUAGAGUAAACGAUAGUGUGUCUGGAUUGAACUCUUUGCAUCUGUUUCAUGCUGCACAUGGUUUGGAAAGCAUAAAACAGAUUCCCUUUAAAGAACAAGAAAAAGUUAUAUCACAGGUCUCGACACAUAUUCCUCAAGCAAAAUGGGUUAAUCAGGAGUCAUCAGUACUGGGACAUUUCAAAAACAUUGGCUAUAUCAAUAUCAGAAUCAAUAGUAUAGUGUAAUAUCAAGAAUAGAUAUACAGCAAAGAUUUGAUAGCCCAUGAGUAGAUGAAUAUCAGCCAGGCUCAAAUAAGCCCUUCCCUCAGUCCCCAUGCCUAUGGAUAAGAUGAAAUAGAAUGGGCACACCCCUCUCUGUACUUAUGAUCAUGUGCUGGUCAACCUACAGAAGCUUGCACCUGUGAGUGGUAAGUGGGAAUUAUUUUUAUGGGUUAAUUCUAACCCUGAGCUUUCUAUUGGAUGUUAUCUAUCAGGCGACUUCCACUACUAAACCACAAAGUAAUUAAGAAAAAAAAAAAUUAUUGAAAUAACUUCCCCUGCCAAAAAAAAGUCCCUAAUAACCCUUUUAUUCAAGGUGUACUCCACUGGUGCCAGAAAGU